Messenger RNA from Aureococcus anophagefferens, 4293 nucleotides. RefSeq lists its product as hypothetical. The coding region runs from base 1 to 4293 and encodes 1430 amino acids. The record is from RefSeq and is a predicted model, not a curated record. Gene Ontology annotation, biological process: regulation of DNA-templated transcription. The transcript is spliced from 2 exons. Gene Ontology annotation, cellular component: nucleus. Lineage: Eukaryota; Pelagophyceae; Pelagomonadales; Pelagomonadaceae.
AUGUUGCCAAUGAAACGCCCUCUCGAGCCCGUUUCGGAAGACGACGACAGCGACAUCGAGGUCGAGGUGCAGCGCGGCGGCUGCGACAGCGAAGUGCUCAAGCACGCGUCGUGGCCCGGCGCUGAGAAGCGCGCCCCGGAAGGCGCCGUCGUCGAGCAGCUCGAGCCCGUCGAGGGCCACCAGCUCGCGCUCUCCGAGUGCCACCGCGCGUGCGCGGUGGCACAGCUGCCCAUGAUCGCGGGCAAGAUAGGAAAAACGCUCGUGGCGGGCGUCGGCAAGGCGAGCAUCAGCCGGGUGCUGGGCGUCGGGCUCUACGCGGCGCUCGGGCCGCGGCGCGGCGCGAAGCAGCAGCGCGGCCCGCCGAUCGUCAGCGAGGACGAGGACCAGUUCCCCCUCGUACCCGACGACCUCGUCGUCUUCGCGGCGACGAUGCGCGUCGGGAUGGCCAUCACGUUCAACGCGCCCGGCGACAAGGCGCGGUGUCCGAGCUGCGUCAUGGGCAAGGACCGCGAGUGGGUCUGCGUCGGGCACUACCACGCGGCCAAGGCCAAGGUCCUCAAGAGCAUCGCCAACGCCGAGGACUUCGACACCAUCAUGCGGCGGUUCCCCGUCAAGCGGGACCGCAUCGCGCUUCUCAAGCGGGCGGCCGAGGCCAUCUUCGCGGCCUCGCCGCAGCGCACGUGCGCCGCCGUGAUCUCCAGCGGCGUCGCAUUUCGCGCGCCCAUCCUGCUCGCCGGCACGGGCUGCGUGCUCGAGGCCGUCGACGACUCGACGCGCGCGCCCGUCUCCGCGGACGCGACGCCCGACGCGGCGGCGAGCUCCGCGCGCGAGUCCGUCGCCGACGGGCCGCCGCCGCCCGCCGCCGAGCCCUACACCCAGGGCAUCGAGCCGCACGCGUGGCUCCUCUACGGCCUCCCCGCGCUCCCGCACCCGCCGCCCGGGUUCCGGUGGGCGCCCCCCCCGGGCGGCGGCUUCUCCGCGCCCGCGUGGCUGACGUCGCCGCCGCCGGGCCCGGGCGGCGGCUUCAUCCCCUACGACGCGGCGGCGCUGGGCCUCGCGACGACGGCGACGACGGCGACGGCGACGACGACCGCGGCGACGAGCGACGCCCCGCCGCCGCCGCCGCCGCCGCCGGUCGAGGUCGCGGUCCUCUACGUCCCGCCUCGCGGCCCCGUGCCGGGGCCGUACUGGUCGCCCUGGUUCGACGACGGCUGCGAGGACGGGCUCCAGUCCGUCGGCGGCGGCGCGGGCUGCUGCUGCGUCGCGCGGACGUCGCACUGCGCCUCGCGGUUUACGGCCAACGGCAUCUGGGCCGACUGGCGCGGGAUCUACUUCGCGCCGGGCGGCCUGAUCGCGCGCUACUUCCGCCAGGCGCGCGUCUACGAGCUCGGCGCGGUCGCCGGCCGCACGACGGUCGAGAUCUUCGCGCGUUUGACCUACGCGCGGAUCCGCGACCUCGAGGGCGACUGCGACCAGCUCCUCGACCCGACGCUCGCGACGGUCCCCGUCGUCAAGUCCAUCAAGGAGCUCGACGACGGCGAGGUCAUCAUCCACUUCUUCUCCUCCUCCGUCGGCGCCGCGGACCGCGCGCUCUUCGGCGAGAAGAUCCACCUCAGCCACGCCCUCAAGGCCGCGACCUUCGCCCGCAAGCGCUACGACCCCCACUACACCGGCGUCACCAUCCUCUACAUCCGCAGCGACGACGCCAGCGGCGCGCGCAAGGCCGAGCGGCUCCUCCGCGACUGCGUCGACCCGCGGCCGCUCUACGGCGACGUCCCCCGGACGGGCCACGCGCUCGCGGACGCCGUCGCGGCGGGCGAGGAAACGCCGCGCGAGACGGCCAGCAUCGCGCUGCGCGACGCCAUCCGCAAGGCCGCGCCCUACGGCUCCGUCCUCCGCGACGCCCUCUUGCGCUGCAAGAUGCUCGAGGACGAGGUCCUCGUCGACCAGCCCCGGUCGCUCUGCGACGACGGCGGGCUGCUCACGCAGGAGGGCGCGGACGAGGGCCCCGAGACUCCGAAGCACCAGAAGGCCGCAGCCAUGGCGGGCGGCAAGGUCAAGUUCGAGGAGCCCGAGCCCGAGGAGGGCGGCACGUCGACGCCGCCGGACCAGCUGGGCCAGAUCCCCGGCGACGGCAUCGUGCUCCGCGCGUCGCCGCGGCGCGGCGUCGGCCGGUCGCCGCGGCGGCCGCUCGAGGCCAUCGACGAGGAGGGCUCCGGCGUUUCGCGGCUCGGCGACGGGUCGGGCCGCGCGGCGACGCAGGGGUCCUGCAUCUCGCCGCCGCCGCGGCGCCGCGGCGGGCCGAGCUUCAACUCGCCCUUCGCCGGCCUCGCGGCGGCCGUGAGCUUCUCCGGCGGUCCGAUGACGCCCGGCGGCCUCGACUGGGGCCAGUUCGGCCGGGGCACGCCGACGCGCGGCGCCCGGGGCGCCGCGGCCGCGACGGCGGCGACGCGGGGCCACCGGUCGCCGCCCGGCCAGCAGCCGAUGCCGCGCGUGUCGCACCUGCCCGAGGUCAUGACGCCGACGGCGCUCGACGGCGGCGCCGCGCUGUCGCCCCAGCGGCUCCUCGACUUCUGCCUGAGCCCGCUCAACGCGCGGUCGCCCGAGGCCCGCGGCAUCUCCCACGGCGCCGAGGGCGAGAUGGCGGACCUCCUGCCCGGCGGCCUUGGCGACGGCGGCGACGUCGCCGCGGCCGCGCGGACGAUGCGCGAGAUCGGCUCGCCGCGCCGCGACGGGUCCGCGAGCCCGGGCUCCGACGCCGGCGGCGCGCGCUACGAGGCGCGCGGCUACCGCAAGCCGCCGCGGCGGCCGACCGCCGCGGAGCGGCGGCGCCAGUCGCUCGACCGCGCGCGCGACGCGGCGCUCGCGCCGCCGACGCCGUCGGCCAUGGCGCCGCCGCCCGCGUCGACGCCCCUCUGCGGCCCGCCGCCGCCGCCGGGCUCCGCGGACUCGCGCGGCCGCGCGGCCGGCGCGACGCUCGUCAGCGCGUCGGCGCGGAAGCGCAAGGGCCGCGACGGCUCCGGCGGCGGCUUCAAGCCCUGCAACUGCAAGAAGUCCAAGUGCCUCAAGCUCUACUGCGAGUGCUACGCCGCGGGCGUCUUCUGCCGCGACUGCAACUGCUCGAACUGCCUCAACAAGCCCGAGGACGGCGAGGCGCACCCGCCGUACCCGGCGACGCACGCGCUCGGCCGGCUCCGCCACGGCGACGUCGCCGUGCCCACGGCCGUGCUCACGUCGGCCCAGAAGCGCAAGCCCCAGUCGAAGCAGCGCCAGGAGUCGGGCUGCUUCUGCAAGAAGUCCAAGUGCCUCAAGAAGUACUGCGAGUGCUUCGAGGCCGGCGUCCACUGCGAGGCCUCGUGCAAGUGCGAGAACUGCGAGAACUACGACGGCUCCGCGGGCCUCGCGGCGGCGCGCGCCAAGCUCGGCGCGCGCGGCUCCAAGAGCCGCCGCGUGUCCACGGGCUCCGACGCGGGCCCCGCCGCGCCCGCGGCCCAGGUGAGCCUGCCCUUCGCGUCGCCCGGCGCCGCCGCGCCGUCGCCCGAGCGGCCCGCCGACGACGCGCGGCCCGCGCGGCCCGCGGACGCCGCGGCCGCGGCCGUCGCCGCGGCGCGCGCGAUCGUCGCGGCGCGCCGCGCGGACCAGGCGACGGCCGGCCAGGCCGCCGCCGCCGCGACGAUCCUCGUCCAGGCCGCCGCGCCGCCGCGCUUCGCCGCGCCCCUGGCCCUCGCCGUCGCGGCCGCGGCCGCGCCGGCCGCGCCCGGCGCCGGCGGCGCCGACGCCGUCGCGAGCGCCGCGCGGUCCGAGGCCCUGCGCGCGGGCGUCGCGGCCGUCGACGCGGAGCACGCCGCGGGCUGGGCCCGCUACGCCGCGGGCCACGCCGUCGCGCUCCGCGCGGCCAAGCACGCGGGCGCCUUCGUCGACGCCGCGCUCGCCGCGGCCGCGACGUCCGCGUGCUUCAACACCGCCGCGACCGCCGGCUUCGCGCCGCCGCCGGACCUCGCGGCCUUCGCGGCGCACCGCGACGCCGCCCUCGCCGCCGCGCGCGCGACGGACGCGGCCGUCGCGGACCUCGCCGCCGCGCGCCGCGCCGCGGCCGCGGCCGCGCACGCGCGCUUCGUCGAAGCCGCGGACGCGCGCGACGGCGCGGUCCUCGCGGACGCGCUCCCCGUGAAGCUGCCGAACGCGCUCCAGGCCCUCGAGUGCCUCCCGAGCGAGGACCUCUACGGCGCCUGCCUCGUCUCCAAGCGCUGGUCCCGGCUCGCGCUCGACGGCGCCCUCUGGGGCUUCUUCUGA